Molecule: messenger RNA, 1788 nt
Organism: Penicillium manginii
Lineage: Eukaryota; Fungi; Ascomycota; Eurotiomycetes; Eurotiales; Aspergillaceae
Product: glycoside hydrolase family 13 protein
Exons: 3
Coding region: 1-1788 (595 amino acids)
Biological process (GO): oligosaccharide catabolic process
Molecular function (GO): alpha-amylase activity
Source: RefSeq, a predicted model, not a curated record
AUGGCUCCAUCCAACUAUAUCACCAAGAAAUGGUGGAAGGAGGCGAUCGUAUACCAGGUUUAUCCGGCGAGUUUCAAAAGCAGUAAGCCUGCUGCCGAAGCAGAUGGUUGGGGCGAUGUGCGUGGGAUUACUGAAAAGGUACCUUACCUGAAGUCUCUCGGAGUCGACGUUGUUUGGACAAGUCCUAUCUAUAAAUCCCCUCAAGUUGACAUGGGAUACGACAUCGCCGAUUACAAAGUCAUCGAUCCUCGUUAUGGAAAUCUCGCAGACGUCGAUGCUCUGAUUCAAUCUCUGAAUGACCACGAUAUGAGGCUCAUAAUGGAUCUUGUUGUCACUCACACAUCCGAUCAACAUCAAUGGUUCAUUGAAUCCAGUGGGUCCAAGCAUUCGGCCAAGCGCGAUUGGUAUAUUUGGAAACCUGCCCGAGGAUACGAUUCUAAUGGCAAACCUCUGCCACCGAAUAAUUGGGCACAGAUAUUGAAUGACUCCCACAGUGUAUGGAUUUGGAGCGAAACAACCCAGGAGUUCUAUCUAGCCUUGCAUACUGCAGAGCAAGUGGACUUAAACUGGGAAACCCCGGAAGUGGUUGCCGCUGUCCAUGAUGUGAUGCAUUUCUGGCUAUCCCGAGGUGUCUCUGGAUUCCGUAUGGAUGUCAUUAACUUGAUUUCUAAAGAUCCAGCCUUUCCUGAUGCCCCAGUGGUAGAACCGAAUUGCCAGUUCCAGCCUGGCGAGAGCUUCUAUACCAAUGGCCCACGCUUCCAUGAGUUCAUGCACGGAAUAUAUGAUAAAGUUUUAUCAAAGUAUGAUACAAUGACUGUCGGUGAAACGCCAUACGUUAGUGACAUAAACGAGAUCAUCAAGACAGUGGGGUCGACUGCCAAAGAACUGAACAUGAUCUUCAUUUUUGAUCACAUGGAGAUCCAGGAUGUGAAAACUAAAGGUGAAUCUAAAUGGAGUAUGCGCGAUUGGAAGUUACCGGAGCUGAAAAAGAUAUUGUCUGGCUGGCAACGAAAAAUGAUUGAGUGGGAUGGUUGGAGUACAGUCUUUUUCGAAUGCCACGAUCAAGCUCGCUCUGUUUCACGCUAUGUGGAUGAUAACGACGGUUUUCGCGAACAGGGUGCCAAGGUACUCGCGCUUAUGCAAACCACGCUCGGUGGCACAUUAUAUCUCUUUCAAGGGCAGGAGAUUGGCAUGCGAAACUUGGUUAAUUCGGAUCCAGAUGUUGACUACAAGGAUGUGGAGAGCAUUAACUUCUGGAACAAAAUGAAGAGAUUAUAUCCGAAUAACCCGGUACAGCUUGGAAAGGCCAGAGAGCUUCUCCAAAAAAAAGCUAGAGAUCACGCUCGGACGCCCAUGCAGUGGAAUUCUGGGCCUAAUGCAGGCUUCGCAACGGGAAAUGUCACACCCUGGAUGAUCGUGAAUGAUGACUACCAUCAGGUGAACGUGGAAGCACAGAUGGCGUCCACGAAUCGAGAUCUCUCUGUCUGGCAAUACUGGCAGCUAGCCUUACGGAUCCGCAAGACCAAUAAUGAUGUCUUUGUAUACGGCGAUUAUGAAGAUGUGGACGUGGAAAAUGAACAGGUUUAUGCAUACUUUAGGAUCGGUGCCCGGUCGAAGGAAAGGUGGUUGAUCGCGAUGAAUUGGACGGGAAAGGACACUUCUUGGAAAAUACCCGAGUCAGUUGAAGUUGAAUGGGCGGCGCCUUCUACGCUCCAGAGACAGAUCAGUGUGGAAGGGGGUUCUAUCAAGUUCCAGGCCUGGGAGGGGUUCAUGAUGCGCUGUAAAUAG